AUGCAGGUGAAGAGCUUUCUCACGCUUGUUUUCGCUGCCCUGGCGGCCGCGGGCGAUCCUCUCGACACCGUGCUGAGGAAGAAUAAUCGCACCUUGAGCACAUUCACGACCCUUCUCACCAUCGUCCCGGAGCUCAACGAAACCCUCACCAAGACCAUCGAUGCCACCGUCCUCGCACCCUCGGACGACGCCUUCGCCAAGGCGAUGCAGGCGGACCCCACGUUUGCCCAAAAGGUCACCAACGCCACUUUCGUCGCCCAACUCCUCUCGUACCAUGUCGUUACCGGCAAGACUAUGGCCGCGUCCUUCCCCGAAGUCCCCAAGUUCGCCCACACCCUGUACGCGGCCCCUGACACCAACCUCACCGGCACCCAAAGGGUCGAGCUCGUCCGCAAGGGCGAGCAGGCCCAUGUCUUCAGCGGCUACAAGCAGAUGAGCGUCGUCACGAGCCCCGACAUCACCUUCUCCGGCGGCGUCCUGCACGUCAUCGACUCGGUCCUCACCUUCCCCGGCACGCCCGCCGACACGGCCCUGAACACGGGCCUCACGAGCAUGGCCGGCGCCCUGAUGCGCGCUGGCCUCUUCAACGACCUCAACUCGCUGCAGGCCGCCACCGUCUUCGCCCCCACGAACGACGCCUUCCGGGCCAUCGGCGCCACCGCCGCCGCCAUGGAGCCCCAGGACCUCGCCAGGAUCCUCGAGUACCACGUCCUCACCAACCAGGUCCGCUUCACCCCGAGCGUGACCAUGGCCAAGAUGUCCCACAAGAGCCUGAUGGGCGAGAAGGUCACCCUCCGCAAGCAGGACGGCGCCGUCUUCGCGAACUCGGCCAAGAUUACCAUUUCCGACAUCAUCACGAGCGACGGUGUCAUGCAUGUCGUUGACAGUGUCCUCAACCCUGCGUCGCCCAAGUUGGCCCCCGGCAGUUCACAGCCCGCCUUUGAGGGUGCCUUACAGGCCGCUACCGCUCCCUUCACCGAGGAUGUGAAUCCCACAACCAAUUACAUUCCGGCGUCGUCGACUAUGCGAAGCUCUAGUGUGUCUCUCGGGCUCGCUAUGCUCGGAACCCUAAGUUGUUUAGCCGUUGUGUACCUGUAG
Messenger RNA from Colletotrichum graminicola M1.001, 1098 nucleotides. Its product is annotated as fasciclin domain-containing protein. NCBI's taxonomy places the organism in Eukaryota, Fungi, Ascomycota, Sordariomycetes, Glomerellales, Glomerellaceae. Gene Ontology annotation, biological process: macroautophagy. The coding region runs from base 1 to 1098 and encodes 365 amino acids. The record is from RefSeq and is a predicted model, not a curated record. Gene Ontology annotation, cellular component: fungal-type vacuole membrane. The transcript is spliced from 3 exons.